AAUUGUACCCGCACCUAACAUCCCUGCAGAGGUCCGUUGCAGAUGUAGGGUAGCUGUUACGUUCACCCCUCCGUAGGUCCUUACGUUGUGAUUCAAGAGUCAAUAUGUACUCGACGCGGGAGUCUACGAGACAGAUAUCUGCAUUGCAUGUGUACUGAUUGGCUGUUAUGUGCGGAACCAGCUCAUUAUGCAACUAGGAUAACCUUGAACCAUUUCCGUAGGCCUACUCGCUCUUUCUAGCCCCUCAGCACCAAGAUGGAACUCGAGCAGGGCACGAAGACUGUACUAUUACAUAAAUCGCAGUGGCCUGCAGGAACUAUUUUGCAAUCAUGUUGCUUCUUCCCUGACGUCCAAGCCAAGUUACGUAUCUGCUUUGAAAUCGGAUAGGAAAUAUGGACCACGGGCAUAUGUCAGGGACACCAUGGCUGGACCAGCCAGUAAUGCUUCACUCGUCUCGGGAAGACACGUGCAAGCUUACGCCAGCGCAAUGCGAAUAUCGUGGUGGCUACUGGAGAUAUUGGUACCACGCAGAUCACGUAUAUGCUCUCGGGACGGUUUGCUUCUUCGUAGUAGUCGUUGGCGUUUGCUUUGUUGGAUUUUACGCCCAGCGACUUGCUCCUACGUCUCUUAGAAAAAAGACGUGGUGGCGGAAGCUGAUAGCCAGCUUUCGAUUUAUAUCAUAUCGCCGCUACGAUAUUUCCAUAAUACGAUGGCAUACUCCGGCUUUAGGGAUUGUCUUCCUGUUGAUAUCCGGCGCGGUUUUCUUCUUGUCGAUGACCCUGGGUCCAAAGCCGUAUUACUGGCCAAACACGCGAACGCUUAAUUAUGGCGGUUCGCCUCCUAUCGCGACUAGAACCGGUUGGAUGGCUCUGGCCUGUUUACCUUUCAUGAUGAUCCUUCCGACUAAAUCCAACCUGAUCGCCUCCUUGACGGGGGUUUCUCACGAGCGUCUUAUCGUAUUUCACAACUGGCUCGGAUGGGCAAUGUUCGCCCUGGCCCUUAUACAUACCUUUCCGUUCGUCGUCUUUCAUAUCUGGAAAGGAGACAUGAUCACCGUGUGGAAUACGAGCGUUGUAUACUGGACGGGAGUUGUCGCAUUGAUCGCGCAAGCCUAUCUACAAGUCUUUUCGCUCCGAUUUAUCAGGGAUCGAUUCUACGAGUUUUUCAAAUUAACACAUUAUUUAGCAGCGGCGGUAUUUGUGGUGUUCUUCUUUAUUCACUGCGACUUUCGGUUGAGUUCCUGGGAUUAUUUCAUCGCGACCGGAGUCCUCUACACCCUCUCUUUCUUCUACUCUCAAAUUCGGACCUAUUUCGAAUUCGGAGUAUCCAAUCGUGCCAGCUUCGCUAUGGUUUCGGAUCUAGCUUUGAAAGUGACGAUUCCUAUCGAUACGACGUGGCGACCGGGUCAGCAUAUGUUCCUUCGUUUCGUCCAUAUGAGAAUGCACUCCUUCACGGCUCACCCCUUCACCAUAUGCGGUUUACCUGUCGUAGGACAGAGUAGCGGACAGUCGAAGCUCAUAUUUUACGUACAACCUAGAGGUGGACUCACAGGUCGUUUAGCCAAGUCUGCUGCGUUGCGUCCGGGUUUCAGCGUUCCGGUUUUGCUGGACGGGCCAUACGGUGGGGUUCAAGGAAUACCUCUAUCCACGUACGAUUAUAACCUCGUAAUCGCUUGCGGCGCCGGCACCGGCCUCUCGCUGCCGUUCGUUCUGGAGAGCCUUCUUCGUUCGGCUUGGAAUCGACGUGCCGGCAAUGGGAAGCCUUGCACCAAGAUACAAGUUGUCAUGGCCACGAGGGAUACGCAGCUGCCACGGUGGUACGAGGAAGCGAUAGUACAAUAUUUAGAGGAGAACGGCGUCGAUAUUAUACCCGACGACAUCCACAUUUCCAUAUAUCAAACCGGGAGGCUCGAGUCUAAAAGCAACAGCGCGGUUAAAGACCCCGGAUUGUCUGACGAGAAGAUGAAUGGAAUUUCUCCGGUGGUUAGACGUCUACCUAUUAACGUAUUCUCUGGGCGCCCGGAUAUCGCGACUGUCAUAAGGGAUGCUACUAGCCAGCCGGGGCUUUCUGUUGGCAUCGUUGCUUGUGGUCCUCGGGAAGUCUUGAAAACCGUGCAGGGCGAGGCAGCAGCCGCCCAGUUACGAAUUAUGGGCUCGAAGUCUAGCGCACGGGAAGUUUACUUGCACUCUGAGAUAUUCUCAUGGUAAUAGCCUUUGCUCGUUAACAACAGAGGCCGUCUCGUUUAUGCGACGAGGACGAACUUAUUCGAUACCAAAUAGCCGUAAAUAUCAUCCAGAUAAUAUAUUCCAAUAAGAAUAAUAAGCUCGCUAUAGGCUCGGUAUAAAUGGGAUGAUGUUGAGUUACAAUUAUCUUAGCAGCCAAACCACAAGUGUAAAACGGCAGAUCUAUGGCCCUUGAUAAUCCGUAGUAUUUCGAAUGAUAUAGAGCAUACCCAAUUACUUCCGUAUCAAUAACUGUCAUAAUAGCUGUCAUAUUAAACAACAGCAAGAAAACGUUAAAGAUAUAGGCGAUGGCUGAUCGUGUAAUACCUAACCCAGGUCAUUUCAAU
Molecule: messenger RNA, 2569 nt
Organism: Daldinia decipiens
Lineage: Eukaryota; Fungi; Ascomycota; Sordariomycetes; Xylariales; Hypoxylaceae
Product: ferric reductase like transmembrane component-domain-containing protein
Exons: 6
Coding region: 393-2207 (604 amino acids)
Biological process (GO): copper ion import; iron ion transport; intracellular iron ion homeostasis
Cellular component (GO): plasma membrane
Molecular function (GO): ferric-chelate reductase activity
Source: RefSeq, a predicted model, not a curated record